Molecule: messenger RNA, 384 nt
Organism: Rotaria sp. Silwood2
Lineage: Eukaryota; Metazoa; Rotifera; Eurotatoria; Philodinida; Philodinidae
Source: the annotation of a GenBank genome assembly
AUGCAAUUCACUGGUUCAUCAUCUUAUUUUCAAGCAUAUGGAUUUUAUCAAGCCGGAUAUGGAGUUGUUUACAACAAACCAUUUUCAAUUUCAAUGUGGAUUAGUGCGUCGUCAUAUUCCAGUUGUGCAUUUGUUCAAAUGUCAAUAUAUUAUUAUUCUACUUCAUGUGUUAAUAUGCUUGGCAUUUGGUCAUCCACUGGCAAUGCAGCUCAAUUAGUUGCACAAGGUUAUGGUUGGAUCAAUUGGUUACAAAUUGGAUACAAUUUUGGGUGUUCAGGUAAUUAUAUUUCGAAUGGUGCAUUUCAAGGAAUCAUUGAUGAGAUGAUUUAUGUUCAUAAUCGAGAAAUCACGGCAACAGAAGUCUAUGCACUCGCUAAUCCUUAA